AUGAACUUAUCAACGGCUUCGAAUCGUGAUAUGUCUCGAGCAGACUCACAAUCUCCACCCACAACCACCAGGAGCAAAAGUGGUAUCCAGUCAUUUGAACAACUCAACGACACGACCUUAGGCAGCAGUGGUAUAUAUGAUAGCGCCUUGGAAAAUCUCACCGCUUAUGCAUCAUUUGACGAAAGUGCCAAUAACAAUUCACACCUUAACGUUUCCACCGAUUCAACAUUAAACGGCAGCGACUCACAUCGAAGUAAUACAACCACCGGUUCAUGCAGCUCAUCCGCGACACGUGAUUUGAAUACGAACAUCAGUGCCAGUAUGCUGCUUUUACAGUCCGAAAGCACCGAGACUAAUACUUCACAAGAGGAAGUCGAUCCGAAAUCCCAACUAGCAAAUAAGACAAUAUUCAAGACGGAUAAUCCCAAUUUGUCAAUUAUAGAAAUUAGUGAUAAUUCAAUCAAAGAGCAGGAUCUGGAAAACUCUAUAGUGCUAAUAGAAUCUUCAUCGGAUGAUGAAAGUACUCAACAACCAAAAGCAACCAAAGCUGUUGGUGCAGGCGUCGCCAAACAAAAGAUGUCACCGUCAAAAGUUGGAGAUGCUGCUUCUACAGCAGCAGCAGAGAAGCGUCGAAAAAAAGCUGAAUCUUUGAUACACUCUAGUAAACAAAAACUGAACGUGGCAAUAGCCGAAGCAGUCGCAGCGGAAUCUAAAGCAGCACCUGAUAGCACACGUGAACCGAAUAGAAAUGUUGAGUGGGAAGCACAAGGUGAUCAACCAGGUACUAAGCGCGAGAUACAAAUAUACGAUACAAUAGAUGAGUUUGAAAAACACUUGCCGUCAACGGUAACUGUUCUGGACACGCCAUUCGGCAGUAGAGUGUAUUUGGUGGGCACAGCUCACUUCAGUGAGGAGUCACAAGAUGAUGUCUCUUAUGUUAUACGCAAUGUCCGUCCAGAUGUAGUGAUGGUUGAACUGUGUCCAUCACGCGUUCAUAUAUUGAAACUCGAUGAAAAGACUCUGCUGGAAGAGGCGAAAAAUUUCAACAUUGCCAAGAUUCGCAGCAUAAUACAGACCCAUGGCUACAUCAACGGUAUCUUCUUCAUACUGCUACUGCAGAUGAGCGCCCAAAUAGCGAAAGACUUGGGUAUGGCGCCGGGUGGAGAGUUUCGUCGUGCGUUUGAAGAAAUUCACAAACUACCCGGCUGCAUGCUGCAUCUUGGAGAUCGACCUAUACGAAUCACGCUGCAUCGGGCGUUGCGCGCACUAUCAUUGUGGCAGACUAUAAAGCUGGUAUGGCGUCUCACUUCCACCGACACCAUAAGCAUUGAAGAAGUGGAAGAAUGCAAACAGCGUGACUUGCUUGAAAAACUUAUGCAAGAAAUGGCUGGCGAAUUUCCUGCUUUUUCCGAUGUUUUCGUUAAGGAGCGAGACCUAUUUCUUUGCCAUUCAUUACAACUUGCUGCAUUACCGCAAGCGCCAAUCGAUGGUUCCGGUAUGCCGCGACCAGUACGCGUUGUUGGCGUCGUAGGUAUUGGCCAUGCAAAUGGCAUUGCUGAAAUGUGGGGUCGUGUGGACCCGCAGAAAAUACCAGCCAUCAUGGAAAUUCCACCGGCCAGCAUAAGUACGCGCAUUUGCAAGUUCACUAUAAAAUAUGGUAUCAUUAGUUUGACUCUAUAUGGAGCGUUUAAGUUAUUACGGCCACGUCUGACGCGUUUCUUUUGAUUGCUGUCAAUUUAUUUGAUGAGUGCAUAAUAUAUGUAUACUAAGAGAGAUGAAUACUAUUAAAUGGGAAUCUUAAUCGAUUUACUAACUAUGGUUAUAUACGUACAUACAUAUUUAGGUAUUGCAGAUGUUUCAAAUUAAAUUUAAAAGUUAAUCCUUAUAUUUUCCCAUGCAUGUUUGUGAGUGUGAGUGUCUAAAUUUAAAAACAAAAUUAGCGAAAUAAGAUUACAUUAGAAAUACAUACGUAUGUAUGAUUUUAUGUGCGGUUUAUUGAAUUUAUGCGCAUAAAGUAAACAUACAUAGGUACAUAUCGAAACCUCCAAACCAUAGCUUGGUAAGUAACCUUAGACUUAGUCAGACUUGCAUAGUAUGGUUUGAAGGAGUCCAUAUGUAAGUAUAUAUUUAGAUUUGUUUUAAUUCAGUCUAAUAAUAACUACUGAUUCAUGCGCUAAAACAGCAUUCGCAUAUCUAAAAUUUUAAUAAUAAUAUCAAUGAACCAAUCGAACUGUAACCGCAAUUUUGAUUUAAACGCAUGGUAAAUUUUUGUAUCAUUAUUUAAACCCAAAUACAUUUUUAAGAUUUUCGAAUGGCACAGUCCGACAAAAUUUAGUGCCUAGUUAAAAAUUAACCUAAGCGCAUUAGAAACAUUUUCUUUCGUUGAUUCCGAUAUUGAAAUUUAAAAUUUCAUCGAAACUGAUCCCAAAAUCACAAAAUUGGUAAUUUUAAACUUUGGUUUUUUUUUUAACAAAUUCAGAAUUAACAAGUGGAACUAUUUUAAUAUGGUUAAUUGCGCUUUAAGCAUGGCGGUGUAAAUUUUUUGUAUUCAAUUAAAAACUUUCCGCUUUAAAGCUUUCAUAUCUUUAAAAUACAGAACACUAUUUACUAAAGUAUCUUGGUGAAAUUUUGCGUUCAAGGAGAGUAAAAGUCCUUACGAUAAACCGUUGCGGCUGUGAUAUUUUUUAAAGAUAAAAUAUCGAUCUCUGCAGGUAAAAUAAUAUCAUAUUUUUGUUGGUUAGAUCAAAAUUGCAAUUAUGGCUCGACAUAAUGAAUUUAAAUUUUAGAUUUAUGUAUAUACAUAAGUGGAAGUUUAAAUUUAAACUUAUUUACUAUCUAUAUGUAUACAUACCUAGCUAUUCUUUUCGUUGUGUCUGUGCAAAUAGUUUCAUCUACUCUGUACUACAUAUCUACACAAAACAAUCCAUAUCCCGAAAUAAUUUUAUUUUCAUAUUUUAAAUAUAUGUAAUCUGUAUGUACCUUGAAGCCAAGUAGAAAAAAUCUGAAACCUUGCCACUAUCGUAUCUGCGCUUAAAAGGCCUAUCGAUAACAGCAUCCAACUGUGUGAUCUACAGCUUUCAGUGCUCGUCAUUCCAACAUUCCCACCAGUAUGAGAAAAACAUACCGUUGUAGUAGUUUUAAUGCGCAAUGAAUAUGAAAGAAGUAAAUAUAUAACCACUUAAACAAAUGAAUGAAAACAUAUGUACAUAUGUACUUGUUAACUAAAAAGAAAAAGAAUGGAAAACAUUUAAUAUUUUGUGUAGUUUCUAAGUGAAAUGUACACAUCGAUGUAGCCUAUGUAUCCAUUGUAAAAAUGUCUAAAUACAAAAUUGUCUAGUA
This is a messenger RNA of Rhagoletis pomonella (apple maggot), 3339 nucleotides long. RefSeq lists its product as uncharacterized. The record is from RefSeq and is a predicted model, not a curated record. Bases 1 to 1725 code for a protein of 574 amino acids. The transcript has 5 exons. Lineage: Eukaryota; Metazoa; Arthropoda; Insecta; Diptera; Tephritidae.